GGUGUUGGGCUAGUUGCAUUUCAUUUCAGGCAAAAGUAUAUUUUUCGCUCAAGCACCAUGAACACCCUCCUCUCCAGGGAAUCCCAAGUGAAGAUCAUGGAAACCACAGUAGGCCAUGCUGAGAAAUAUCUGGGCCAGUUCUGCACAUUGAUGGCUUCCUACACUCGGAAAACAGCCAAACUCAGAGACAAGGCAGAUCUGUUGGUUAAACAGCUUAGCGAUUUUGCCAAUACUGAGAAUCCUGAGCUGAGAACAUGUCUGAAGAGCCUAGCUGAUGAUUUAGCCAUGGUGCAGGACUACAGACAGGCAGAGGUGGAGAGACUGGAAAACAGGGUUGUCAUGCCACUGAAAGCUUAUGGAGACAUUAUCAAACAAAAACGGGCAGACAUGAAGAAGUUCAACAGUAUUCGGAACCAUGAGAUGAAAGAACUGGAAAAACUGGAGAAGAUUAGGCUGAAAAACCCCUCAGACAGACAUGGGAUUUCCCAGGCUGAAGCCAGUGCCCAGAAAGCCUCAGCUGAAGCUUCCCACACCACGCGCCAGCUUGAAGAAACCAUGAAUGACUUCCAGAAACAAAAAAUGGAAGACAUCAAGAAAAUUUUCUCAGACUUUCUAACCAUUGAGAUGCUUUUCCAUGCAAAAGCCCUGGAAAUUUACUCCAGCACUUUUCAAAACCUGGAAAACUUCGAUAUGGAGAAAGAUUUGGAGACGUACAGAUCAAGGGUCCAUAUUUAUGACGGUACCAUUGAUUCCAUGGCUUUACCAACCAGUAGAUCCACUUCUUCUAUGCAACGCGGUCCAAGCCCAACCCGGAGGAACCCUCAGAGUACAUUGCGUAGACAGCAGGAAAUUGAGGAUGAGUAUGAAUCGGAAGAGGAAGAUGAUUUAGAGGACCUGGAUGAAGAAUACGCACGGAUCAGAAGAUAACAAUUGUUGUGAGAAAAGAACAAUUGCAUUUAAAUUAGUUUUAUAUAUAGUUUAUAGUAUUAUUUGUAAUAUUAAUAAACACAAAAUAAUGUGUAUGAUGCUUUGUUUAAUCUGUAUUUGCAAUUAUUAUUUUGGUUGUGUACAUACAGUAGAUCUUUUUUUAAUUUUUUUUACAUUGAGACAGAUACAUUUCUACUCAGCUACCCAAUUAAUUGUAUGCUGCUUAAUGGUGCAACCUUGGUCCUAUAGAGGGUGCCAUUGUAAUUAAAAUAUGUAGUGUGAAGGUUUCAUCAAAGCAUCAGGAACAUUGUUUUGUGUCUGUGUGUGUUUUACCAGUGCAGAAAGUCAAUAAAACAGUUUUAUUUUUUAUGAAGAUGAAUGUGUUGUGUAUAUGUUUAAGCAAGAUUACUGUAUAUAGGAAGACCUACCAUUAAUAUUUAACUUGUAAAAAACAUGUUCAGGGUGGAAACUUGGGUUCCUACAGCUGGAUCCCACGUUUGAUCCUGGAUCGGCUUAAUUUUUAGUAAAUCGCUGUUCAUGCUAGACAAGAACGCACAAAUUGAUGUGACUGGCAUUCACAUACUUUACUUUAAGAGAUGAAUGCUGAGCCAUGAAGCUGUAGCAAUUUCAUAGUUCAAUACUCCCCCAAAUUGUGUGAAUUGUUUUAAAUAUAAUGUAUUUUGGAUGAAUGCUGUCAGGAUGAGAAUGCUGGUUGUAGUUCAGUGCUCCCAUGAUAUUUGACCGUUUGUCACUACUGUAGUUUGGUGCGUAGGCCAUGUUGAUACUAAAUUGUUAAAGUCCUACUGCACUAAAUCACAAUACAAGCAUCUUCUUUUGUCUUGGGAAACUGUGCCACUCUGUCUAAAAACACGACACAGUUUAAUUUAAUGGCAUUGUGAAGUGUAACAUAGUGGUUCACGUGGUAUGCAAGCCAUGUUGAAAAUAUCAAUAUCUAAAUAUUACUGUUAUCUGUAAAAUGCGCUCAGUAUAACAAAACUAAUCAAAUGAUCAAUUCUUGUUGGUCCACCAUUAAGAUAUCUGGAUCUAUUUAAAAUUCAAACUAUUUCAACUACAAUACAAAAUAUGGAAAGUUGUUCUCCCUGGGACCUAAUCAUUGCAUGUGCUGUAAUUCAAACUAAUCCUUUAAUAAAUAAAAAGUAAUUAAAAACAAUCAUAUUGCAUAGACAUAAAUAUGUAUUAACACGUAUCUAAACUUCAAUAAAUAUGU
This is a messenger RNA of Polyodon spathula (Mississippi paddlefish), 2155 nucleotides long. Its product is annotated as CBY1-interacting BAR domain-containing protein 2-like. Gene Ontology annotation, cellular component: ciliary transition zone; ciliary basal body. NCBI's taxonomy places the organism in Eukaryota, Metazoa, Chordata, Actinopteri, Acipenseriformes, Polyodontidae. The transcript has 9 exons. The record is from RefSeq and is a predicted model, not a curated record. Bases 58 to 927 code for a protein of 289 amino acids. Gene Ontology annotation, biological process: cilium assembly.